CUUGAGUUUAGUUUAUAAUCCACGGUGCCCAACACUCGACAUAAUGAAGUCGGGGUUUUUGGUUUUUUUCCUGCAUAUUUUGCUACCUCUCACCAGUGUAAACCAAAUAACUGCAAGUAAAGAUUUUAUUCGCUAUGAAGAUUGUAAGACGACAAUCAACGACGUUGUCAAUCAAACAGUGCAGUGGAAGAUAACAAAAAUGACUAAAAGCUGGCAGAUUAAGUUAAAUUUAAAAAACAACUUAAUUAGAACCCAAGCUAAACAGCUUAGGGACAAAGAGGACUUCUUGAAUACCAUGGAGCAGACUAACAAGAACUUGGAAAGUCGGUUAGUGAGUGCUGAAAGACAAAGCAAAUCGAUUUAUGAGAAGCUAACUGACCAGAUCAGUACCCAAGCUAAACAGCUCAAGGAAAAAGAUGACUUACUGAGUUCAAUGACGCAAACUGUAAAGGACUUAAAAAGUCGGUUAGAAAGUGCUGAGGGUCAAAGCAAAUCGUUUAUUGAGGAGCGAACUGAAUGUCCCAACGGCAGUCCAAGUGGCAUUUACAAAAUACAAAUACCCGGAAUAAAAUACUUUGAAGCUCCAUGCGAUGAAGAUGGCUGGUUAACGAUUCAAAGGCGUAUGGAUGGAUCCGAGGACUUCAAUCGAACGUGGGAGGAUUAUAAGAAUGGAUUCGGAGAUGUAAGGCAAGAGUUCUUCCUGGGGCUUGAAAAACUUUAUCGACUGACUGAUUCAGCUCAAUAUGAACUAUAUAUUGUGCUUGGCGAUGUUAAUGGAACUUCCAAAUACGCCUAUUACGAUAGUUUUGGGAUUGAUAGCGAAGCAGAAUCGUACAGAAUUAAAGACGUGUAUAGCCAUUUCAUAGGAGGUCCAGCCGGACACUCCCUAAUAUACAAUGCGUGGGACAAGUUUAGCACGUAUGAUCGCGACAACGACUUAUCCAAUGAAAAUUGCGCAGUGAAGUACGGCGGCGGUUGGUGGUACGAUAGAUGUGGAAUCAGUACCCUCAAUGGAUUAUACCUUAAAGAUGGCGUUGUAGGAAACAAAGUGUUUGGUAUUCAUUGGGGCACCUGGUCCCCAAAAGCCUUUGAAUUCUCACUUACCUUUGUUGAGAUGAAAAUUCGUCGCAUUAACCCUGAACUCUAGCUUGGCCAAAGGAGUCCAAUGCGCGCUCGAAGUUCCAGCGGAUAGCAGGAAAAAAUAUGAAUAUAUAUCCAUCAAUUAACUAACGUUUAGUAAUUGUACUUCAUUUUUCCUAAAUAAAACAAUUAAUUUUAGAAAACUAUA
Drosophila gunungcola (fruit fly) is the source of this 1288-nucleotide messenger RNA. Its product is annotated as ficolin-2-like. The record is from RefSeq and is a predicted model, not a curated record. The transcript is spliced from 2 exons. NCBI's taxonomy places the organism in Eukaryota, Metazoa, Arthropoda, Insecta, Diptera, Drosophilidae. The coding region runs from base 44 to 1147 and encodes 367 amino acids.